This is a messenger RNA of Suricata suricatta (meerkat), 2856 nucleotides long. It is a transcript of the gene LRRC57, whose product is annotated as leucine rich repeat containing 57. Gene Ontology annotation, molecular function: protein binding. Bases 578 to 1357 code for a protein of 259 amino acids. The transcript has 8 exons. NCBI's taxonomy places the organism in Eukaryota, Metazoa, Chordata, Mammalia, Carnivora, Herpestidae. The record is from RefSeq and is a predicted model, not a curated record.
CGCAGCAGGAGUUGUCCCUCCUUAAUGCGCGCCCUUUCUGGAGAAGCCGGUGCCUUCCCCUUUAAGUAAAGGGGAAGGCUGGAUUGGACCUGCGUCCGGCGGGGGAACGCCCCCCUCCCCCCCACGGCCUCCGGGCGCAUCUCCACCACUGAGGUGCACCGAGGUGCACCGCGACCGGCUCCGGCUCCGGAAGGCUGGGACGAUCUGGUGAACUAAACAAUACAAGUCCGACUACUAGACAAUCUGGUAGGAAGAAAACCCAGAAGAGAAGAGAGAAAGACACUUGAAACAUCACUUUCUUGGAGCCUGGCUUUCGCACAACCACUGCGGAAUGGUCACUACUGUUGCCUGGAAGGGGCUCCACCGGCCUCUACUACAGUACGACCCCUAGCCAGCACUCACACACACCUCCGCGCCACCACCUCACAGCCAUCUUCUACUGCCACCGUCGGCACCCCCUUAAUGACAUCAUCGCCUCCCACGCACCUGAGUGACCAGCCCCGAAGCUACGAAACGGUCCAGCAGUAGCCCGGCAGCAUUUGGCUCGGCCGCGCGGUCCCAGGGCGUCGGAGCAGCCAUGGUUGAAAGCCACCCCGCGCCCGGUCGGCACGAAGAGGACCUGAGCCGCGGCCCUACGAUGGGUAACAGUGCCCUCCGCGCUCAUGUGGAAACCGCGCAGAAAACUGGUGUCUUUCAGCUUAAGGACCGUGGGCUGACCGAGUUCCCCUCAGAGUUGCAGAAGCUGACAAGCAAUCUAAGGACCAUCGACUUGUCCAACAACAAGAUCGAGAGCCUACCGCCUAUGAUUAUAGGGAAGUUCACUCUGCUGAAGAGCCUCUCCUUGAACAACAACAAACUGACUGUUCUUCCCGAUGAGUUAUGUAAUCUGAAAAAACUAGAGAUGCUAAGCCUAAACAACAAUCACUUGAGAGAGCUACCAUCUACCUUUGGGCAACUGUCAGCCCUCAAGACCCUGAGCCUCUCUGGGAACCAGCUGCGAGCCCUGCCACCACAACUCUGUAGCCUACGUCACUUGGAUGUGGUGGAUCUCUCCAAGAACCAGAUUCGGAGCAUACCUGACAUAGUGGGGGAGCUGCAGGUCAUCGAACUCAAUCUCAACCAGAACCAGAUAUCUCAGAUCUCAGUAAAGAUAUCUUGCUGUCCUCGUCUUAAAGUUCUUCGCCUGGAAGAGAACUGUCUUGAGCUCAGCAUGCUUCCACAGAGCAUCCUCAGUGACUCCCAGAUCUGUCUGCUUGCUGUGGAAGGCAACCUUUUUGAAAUAAAGAAACUUCGAGAGCUGGAAGGCUAUGAUAAGUACAUGGAGAGAUUCACAGCCACUAAGAAGAAGUUUGCAUGAUGUUCUCCAGGAGCAUGGGAACCAUAUAGGACACUGACUUGGAAUCUGUUGCAAUCUGGAUGAACCAGAGGCUCCUGUUGUCAAGGAUUAUCUGUAGUAAGGAGAUAAUACUCCAGAUUAUAUUUUGCACAGUGAUCUUUUUCCUUCCCAGGACUCGUCUUAAGUAAGCUAAAAGAAAUCAAGAGACAGUAAGUCUUCCAUUUUGAGUCAUGGAUAGGGUAAAGACAAUGUUUAUCAUCAAAACCAUCAUUAGUCUGGCUUUAAUAAACCAGUAGCUAGUUGCUAUUUAUACAGUGAAAGGAGGCUGCCUGGUAACAGAAUCACUCCAUAUCACAGUUUUUAAAUUUCAGGUUUAAUUUCAGUGUAUGAGCUCUCAUAAAGUUGAUUGCCAUUGCACCUGUUAACAUUUUCUAUUUUUUCUGAAAUUCAAAUAAUUUGCAAGAGGCUACUCUGGUUACUCUAAAGAUGUAUGAUUUUAUUUGUCCAUCAGUUCAAUUGCAGUGUUCAUACUUGGAAUUUAGAAUGUACAUAAAUAUGUGACUGUCUUGAUUAAAAGUGUACUUUGUCAGAGAAGCCCCAAUACAACACUAAGAGAUGUGCCCCCAAGGCUGCAGUAGCAAAUUUUUUACUAUUGCAGGUGCCUUAUUUGUCGAGGGCUCUGAAGAGCUAAAACCAUAUAUGCAAAACCUGUAAGAUACAAAGGGUUUUAAUAAUCAAGAUUUCCCCAAAACUUUGUUAGAAAUAAUGUCUUAUUUCUGGUAAUCCUUUUCCCUUUUUGUAUUUAUAAUUCUACUAAUCAAAUUACCAAUCAAAAAACUACCUGUAUAAUAUUUUAAAAUAACCUAUGUUUAUAAAGCUUAUUCUCUGGGUGAGAGAAUAUACUAAAUAAAGAAUUUUUAAUGAACUUUGGCUGAAAAAAGGGUUAAUCCUUCUUCCAUCACAGGAAGAAGACAGAAAAUUUAACCUGUAUAUGGUCCUUUGUUUGAAAGUAAAGUGAUUAGGAAACAUUUCAUGUUCUUGUUAAGGUCGUAGGAGUGCUGAAAUAUCUUCACAUGACUGAUAAGCAUUUCAUUUUGCCACACUGGAACCAUGCUUAUUAAGAGAAACUAAAAUUUACAAAGGUAUAUGAUUUCAGGUUGUUACUGACAUGAACAUUUAGAUAACUACCACUGUAAUUUUCUGAGGUUUUGUCUUUCUCAGGGCAAUUUAGCAUGUAUUGUCAGGUCUUCUUUUUAUAAACCUAGUUUAACCAUUAAGCCAAUAGAUCCCAACAGCUUAGUGUUGAAACUAUAUGAAGAAGUCUCUCUGACCCUAAAUCUGACCUGGAUAUUCUAUUUUCCAUGUUAUUUUGUUUCUCAACAUGGGGAAGGAUGGGCUACCAGCUUAUCAUUAGCAGUUGAGUUUUGCUUUUUAAUGUUUAACCUUUUUGAUCUACUAAAUGUUUCUCUAAAUUUUUUAUCAGUACUUAACAUCUAAUAAAUAAGAACUUAUAAAUUAAA